CCCUUUGCCCCCCCGGCCGCGCCGCGUGGGAGGCGGCAGCAGCUGCGGGCCAGGCGGAGGGCGGGCGGCCGGCGCGUUGGCCCGUGGGAAGCGGCGGCAUCUGCUCUUUCCACGCUCCUUCCCAGCGGCUCCCUCUGAAACCCAACCCGCCCGGCCCGGCCGGCCACCGGCGGCCCGUGCCCUCCGUCGGCCCGCCCCCGAGAUCGGGUUGCAGGACCCAGCAGCCACGCCGAGGUCCACGGUUCCCCGACGGCCGCUGCGAGGGAAAAGGGACCAGGGGAGACCAGCCAGAUGGCCAGACCGCUGUCCACUCCCAGCCCUUCGCAGAUGCAAGCCAGGAAGAAACGCAGAGGGAUCAUAGAGAAACGGCGUAGAGAUCGCAUCAACAGCAGCCUUUCUGAAUUGCGGCGUUUAGUCCCCACUGCCUUUGAGAAACAGGGCUCUUCCAAGCUGGAGAAAGCCGAGGUCUUGCAGAUGACGGUGGAUCACUUGAAAAUGCUCCAUGCCACUGGUGGGACAGGAUUCUUUGAUGCCCGAGCCCUGGCCGUUGACUUCAGGAGCAUUGGUUUUCGGGAGUGCCUCACUGAGGUCAUCAGGUACCUGGGGGUCCUGGAAGGGCCCAGCAGCCGUGCAGACCCUGUCCGGAUUCGCCUUCUCUCCCACCUCAACAGCUAUGCGGCUGAGAUGGAGCCUUCGCCCACGCCAGCUGGCCCCCUGGCUUUCCCUGCUUGGCCCUGGUCCUUCUUCCAUACUUGUCCAGGGCUGCCAGCCCUGAGCAACCAGCUUGCCAUCCUGGGGAGUGUGCCUGGCCCUGUCCUCCCCAGCACCUCCUCUCCUGCUUACCCCAUCCCAGCCCUCCGAACCACUCCCGUGCGCAGGGCCGCUGGCACCAUCCUGCCAGCCCGGAGGAAUUUGUUGCCCAGUCGAGGGUCAUCUUCUACCCAGAGGGUCCGCCCUCCAGAGAGGCCAGCUGCCCCUCUUCCCAUGGCCUCCAGCGGCAGGGCUGCCAGGAGCAGCCACACUGUCCCCCUCCUGCAGUCUUCCUCCCCAACACCCGCUAGUGCCGGGGGCUCCACAGCUUAUGUGGCUGUACCAGUCUCCAGUCCAUCUUCCACAGGGCCAGCUGGGAGGCCUGCAGGUGCUGUGCUCUACCACUCCUGGGUCUCUGAAAUCACCGAAAUCGGGGCUUUCUGAGCUGACUUCCUGACCCCCAUACCCCAGGAUUGCAAGAAAGGUUCUUUAUCAGAAGCUCUAAAUAUGACGCUGCCUUUUCUGCUUUGCUUCCUGGAUGGGCUGCUACGUGAAAGCACCUUCUUCACCCAGCAGAAGCUCCUCCCUCUCACCACUCAGCCCAGCCUGUCCACUCGGCUCCCAGGGAGCCCUUCUGAUCUCAGAGGCUUGGUCCCGUUUCUCACCUGCAAAUGAGUCCCUAAGAGCCCAGUCUGUUUGAAUCAUGGGCCUGGGAUGGAAGCUUGAACUUAAAGGAUACCAUGGUCCAAGGCUGGCUGCUCUAUGGGGAGAUCGGACCCCAGUCUGGAACAAUGACCAGCUAUAGCCAUCCUAGAUCAAGGAGCUGGAACAUACUGUCUGCCUCAUUUCCUGGAGAUGGUAACGGAGCAAGGGCCACUAAGAGGUCUCUUGGGCACCCUGUCUGCCCCUGCCCACCCCAUCACAGUGAAGCACAGGACAAAUCCAUUCUCCAUUACAGCCAGGCCUGGAUGUUGGAAGCCCAGCAGGUCUGCUCCUGCUCUCCUCCAGUUGCAGAUGCCCACCCUCCUUGAGACUAAGAGUUCCCUGCAAGAGUUUGGCUCAAAAAGCCAGACCAGGAGCUUCUGGGCAAUGGCAAAGCUCUGUGACAGGGUGUCCUCACUGCCAGGCGGGAGUCAGGAUUGAGCAACAGAGAACCCAGCUCCUGGGUGUGUGGUCUUUUUCCACUGGGGCACAGUGUGGAGGGGCCUUGGCCCUACGUGAUGGCACCCAGAGAGGCACCCUCUUGGGAUUCAGCACCAGACGUCUGAGCUGCCUGGUUUGCAUCCGGCUCAGAGAGCCCAGACUGCUGCCACAGCCAAGGGCUGUCAGACUGAACAAAAAUAACUGAGGGAGGGGCAGAGGAAGAACAUUCAGAGGCGUCUGGGCCCUUCAAGGUCACUCAGUGGGUCUAGGGCCUGAGAGCCUGUUCACCCAGAUUCCACACAGCUGGCUCUGCUCAGAGGCAGCUCCCAUUCCCCAGCUCUGCCUGAGGCCAUUUCCCUCUAACAGAAGGCCCUGCGACCCUUCCCAGCGGAACAGCAGACUGAACCUGCAUUCGGGAUCACCAUAUCAGGUGAUAAAGUGCAGAAACACUUCUGUGCUUGUUGGUAAACAACUGCUCCCCACGAACCCCAUGCCCACCACCACUUGGCAUUUCCCAGGACCAUCAAGAUCUGGUUAUUGCCUGACAGACCCAAGGCUGUGGGAUCCUAGAGCUGCGUGCUACACUGGGUUAUUAAAUAUUUUGAUGUCACCCCUGGUAAGAUUCUCUCACCCCCAGCCUUUAAUGGAACCACUUUCCCCAGAGGUAGCACUGAGAAGGCUCCACCCAUAGAGUUUGCAGAAACCAUGGGGGCAAAGGGCCCUUCGAGAGCAAUGGGGCACAGAUCAGUUUAGUGACCAGAAAGCUCUUUUGAAAAGAGAGAUUCCUCAAGGAAGGAUAAAGAGGUAAGUGUUUCUUUGACUCUGAAGCAGAGCUUGUUCGAUUAGGUUGCCGUCCUGUGGACCCCUCUGAGAAGUGCCAUAGCCAGGAGAGGUGGCAUUGCAGAGAGAGGGACACUGGCAGGGGAUGUUCCAGAGGAAGAUGGAUAGAGGGAAGGCAGGACAGUCACACAGGCUCCCAGAAGUGGGAAGAAGGGGACAGAGAAGGGGACAGAGGUCCAGACCAGUCUCACUUUCUCACAGGGGCACGCUCAGGAUGGGAAAAGAACCCCUAGCUCCUCCCCCUCCUCUCUCCUAUUGCCCCAUCUCCCCCACUUGCUCUUCCACUGCUCCCAGGAUAUGAGGGCCAUCUUUUAGUGCCCAGACCCAACAUUCAGUCCUGGCUGGGCUGUGGGAAACACAUUUCUAUGGUGUAGGUACCCAGCUCCAAAACAGUGCAUUGGCACCACUGAAAUAAAGGGGAAAUGGCCUGGCACUUUCAGUGUCUUGAUUGAUCUGAGGUUCAGGGGAAAUGACUGUGUGUUCCCAUGGAUGGGGAGUCAGAUCUUCUUUUUCUAUUCCCAAGCUUUCCAGGUACCCUGACUCCCCCACCCCCCACUGUGGGGGUGUUGUAGAUAACCAAUAGAGUUUUUGAGUUAUUCUAGAAACCUCCAGUAGACUCUUAAAUAUCUCUGGAGUCUGUCCACUUCUGUCUGAACCCGUUGCCACCACCUUGGCCUGGCCACUUCACCUCUCUCCCAGAUCCCCGUCCCAGCCUCCACAAGGCCUCCUUCUUUCCUUCUUCCAUUGUUCUCAAUAGCAGCCAGAGAGCAUCUGAACAUGUGCAUCACAUUAUAUUAUCUCUGGUUCAAACUCUUCUUCUGUUGCCCUAUUCUUCUUUUCUUUCUUUCUUUCUUUUUUUU
Molecule: messenger RNA, 3593 nt
Organism: Sciurus carolinensis (gray squirrel)
Lineage: Eukaryota; Metazoa; Chordata; Mammalia; Rodentia; Sciuridae
Gene: Heyl
Product: hes related family bHLH transcription factor with YRPW motif like
Exons: 5
Coding region: 292-1194 (300 amino acids)
Biological process (GO): Notch signaling pathway; circulatory system development; regulation of neurogenesis
Cellular component (GO): nucleus
Molecular function (GO): RNA polymerase II cis-regulatory region sequence-specific DNA binding; DNA-binding transcription factor activity, RNA polymerase II-specific; protein dimerization activity
Source: RefSeq, a predicted model, not a curated record